Lactuca virosa is the source of this 1496-nucleotide messenger RNA. NCBI's taxonomy places the organism in Eukaryota, Viridiplantae, Streptophyta, Magnoliopsida, Asterales, Asteraceae. The record is from the annotation of a GenBank genome assembly.
UGUUGGUAAAGAUGGUCAAUAAAUAUAAAAAAGAAAAGAUAAGGGGGUUGAAACGAAAAAUUGAUAAAAGAGAGGGGCUUGGCUAUGGCGAGGCAAAGGUAUUCAAAAAAGAGAGGUCCUCUCAAACUCGGUCGCCUCAUCAGAAUCUCCCCACGUUCGUCGGCGGCACAAACAUGUCCUGUCAAUCCGACUAUAACUCAGAUCCUCCUCACGCGCCGCUGCUCAAACCCCAUCUCUCACCCUCCUCUCCCGCCGCCUCACCACCUACUGCCACACCUCACCGUUCCUCCGACGGAAACUCUACCACCAGCCACCAAUCGGAAACUGCCCCUACUGCUUCCAUGGACGACAAUGAGACUGCACCGCCACUACCACUACCUGCUCCACCUCCUCCUCCCAAGAACACGUCAUUUCCGGUGAGGGAAGACUGCUGGUCGGAGGAAGCAACGUUCACGCUAAUCGAGGCCUGGGGAGAUAGGUUCGUCGAACUUAACCGUGGUAACCUCCGUCAGAAACACUGGCAGGAAGUCGCUGACUCCGUCAACGCCCGUCACGGUCACGUCAAAAAAUCUCGCCGGACUGAUAUACAGUGUAAGAACCGCAUCGACACUUUGAAGAAGAAGUUCAAGGUCGAGAAGUCAAAGAUGUUGGAGUUAGGUGCUGAUAACUACGUUUCUCCAUGGCCGUUCUUCGCACCGCUUGAUUCACUCAUCGGUUCCUCCUUCAAACCCUCAACACAGACACCGACACCGCCGCCUCCACGUAAACGAAUUCGGACUCCGCCGUCGCUCCCUGCUCUUCCUCCUCCGCCUUCAUCUGUCCCCGUUGCUCCGCGGUCGAAACGGCCGGCGCCGCCGGCGUUUCAACCGUCGAACGACACUUCGUUUUUCCGGCGUAAUUUCUCUGUGAUGGCAGCGGCUGCGGCUGCAAUUGACGGUGCAGAUGAGGAUUCCGAUACGUCAUGGUCUAGCGGCGGAAACGGAGCGCGGCGAUCGCGGUUAGAGAAGGCUGAUGAGACCGGCGGCGAUGCAUACCAUCAUUUGGCGGAGGCGAUCGGAAGGUUUGCAGAGGUGUAUGAGAGGGUUGAAGAAGCCAAACAACGGCAGAUGGUUGAAUUAGAGAAGCAGAGAAUGCAAUUCACCAAGGAUCUAGAGCUUCAGAGGAUGAAGCUAUUAAUGGAGUCUCAGGUGCAGCUGGAGAAAUUGAAGCGUUCAAAAAGGAAUUCAGAGCCCGAUUUUAGUAGAAGUGAUGAAGGAGAUCAUUCGGCUAGCAUCAGUUAAGGCUUUUGGAAAGAUAUGGCAGCUUUUGUGUUUAGUUGUGGGUACACAUAUAUAUGAUUUACUUUUAUGUAACUGAAUGGUUUAAGUGGGUGCGCUGAAUGGUUUAGUUUGGGUGGGGGUUUAGGGGAGUAGAAGGUAAAGCUUAGGUUAGAGUUUUGUGAAGCUUAUUGUGUUUAUGUUAUGAAGAAACAAGUGAAGGUAAAGAUGUUGUAAGCG